AUGUAAAUCGAUCAAAUGCAACAUUCAACGCCGAUUCAUGGUGAGGAAACAGACAUUUAGAAAGGGAAGGAGGUAUCUUUAAUAGUUUUCCCCAAAAAGUUUCUAAAUCCCCUUAGCACUUACAGGAUGAAAGGAGACUUCCAUCUAUUUGCAGAUGCUCGUCACAUCAGAUAGCACGAAAUGCUUAAAACUGGUAUCAGUUGUCAAAAUCCCUAUAAAAAAAUUUCCAAAAUACUCGUUGAUUAAUCUGCUGGGGUACUCAAAUUAUGCUACACUUAACUUGAUUUUUCUGAAACUCCUUGGGAAUAUGUGGCCAAAAGAUUAUAAAGUUUUGGUGAUGUUUAAAUGAAUGAAUUGAGCGAAUACAUAAAGAAGUACUACGAGCAACUAAACUCUGGCUUAAAAUAGGGAGAAAUUGAAUAAGUAGUUCACAAUAUACUAUCAACAUUAUUCUAGGUUCCCCCAGACAAUUACAGAUCAUUUGGGACAUACCAAUACAAGUAUUUGAAGGGCUUAAAUCAAUUUUUCAUCUCAGGUUUGGUAUUGGACAUCAAAUUGGUGGAAGAUUUAGGAUACUCAGUACAAUACUUUGUUGACUCGUGCAUGAAGAUAGGAAUUCCGGAGUACAAAAUUUAUUAAUUAAUGCCAAGAAUAUCUUUAUAACCUGGGUGCUCAAAUGUCGAUUACUACAAAAACGUUAUGGAGUUUGCCAAACCUCUGACGAAACCAACGGAGAUGUAAGAUUUCUAUUUGUACUCUCCCCUUUACCCACAAGGCCUAAAAUGUGAUGUAUCUUUUUCUGUGACAAAAGAUCAUUGCGAAGCAGAAAGCGAUGCACUCAUUAACUUUAAUUUUUAUUUAAAUUACUAGCCUUCAUUACGUAAUAAUCAAGCUCUUAUGCCUAAUAAGAAGCUAAAGUCUCAAAAUUGCAUCUCACAAUAUUACGAACUCAUGGAUUAUCAUUAUUCGAGGUGCGGGUUCAAAAAGACUAAGCUGAAUUGA
This is a messenger RNA of Paramecium tetraurelia, 1002 nucleotides long. RefSeq lists its product as uncharacterized. The transcript has 3 exons. NCBI's taxonomy places the organism in Eukaryota, Ciliophora, Oligohymenophorea, Peniculida, Parameciidae. The record is from RefSeq and is a predicted model, not a curated record.